Phyllostomus discolor (pale spear-nosed bat) is the source of this 2841-nucleotide messenger RNA. It is a transcript of the gene CENPB, whose product is annotated as centromere protein B. The record is from RefSeq and is a predicted model, not a curated record. Gene Ontology annotation, molecular function: DNA binding; chromatin binding. The transcript is spliced from 2 exons. Gene Ontology annotation, cellular component: chromosome, centromeric region; nucleus. NCBI's taxonomy places the organism in Eukaryota, Metazoa, Chordata, Mammalia, Chiroptera, Phyllostomidae. Bases 538 to 2016 code for a protein of 492 amino acids.
GCACUUUCUGCCUCCCGUGCCCGCGCCGCCCUCCGUCGCCCGCGCUCGCCGCCUGCUGCCCGCCGCCCGGCGCCGCGCCCGCCUGCGUCCCCGAAGGCGUCCCCGGCCCGGCCGGGUCGCUGCCCCGCCCGCUGCCCCACGAGCCGCUUUGUCUCGGGUGGGGCGCGCGGGAGAGGCCGCCAGGUGCCCCCCGCCGCGGGCCCGGGCCCCAAGAGGCGGCAGCUGACGUUCCGGGAGAAGUCGCGGAUCAUCCAGGAGGUGGAGGAGAACCCUAACCUGCGCAAGGGCGAGAUCGCGCGGCGCUUCAACAUCCCGCCGUCCACGCUUAGCACAAUCCUGAAGAACAAGCGCGCCAUCCUGGCGUCGGAGCGCAAGUACGGUGUGGCCUCCACCUGCCGCAAGACCAACAAGCUGUCCCCCUACGACAAGCUCGAGGGGCUGCUCAUCGCCUGGUUCCAACAGAUCCGUGCCGCUGGCCUGCCUGUGAAGGGCAUCAUUCUCAAGGAGAAGGCUCUGCGGAUAGCAGAGGAGCUGGGCAUGGACGACUUCACUGCCUCCAACGGCUGGCUGGACCGCUUCCGCCGGCGCCACGGAGUAGUGUCCUGCAGUGGCGUGGCCCGCCCCCGCUCUCGCAGCACUGCUCCCCGGGCCCCAGCAGCGCCCUCCGGUCCACCUGCGGUGCCCUCGGAGGGCAGCGGCGGAGGUACGACGGGCUGGCGCGCUCGGGAAGAGCAGCCACCGUCGGUGGCCGAGGGCUACGCCUCCCAGGACGUGUUCAGCGCCACUGAGACCAGUCUAUGGUACGACUUUCUGCCUGAUCAGGGCGCGGGGCUGUGUGGCAGCGAUGGACGGGCGCGCAGGGCCACCCAGCGCUUGAGCGUGUUGCUGUGCGCCAACGCCGACGGCAGCGAGAAGCUGCCCCCGCUGGUGGCAGGCAAGUCAGCCAAGCCCCGUGCAGGCCAAGCCGGCCUGCCCUGCGACUACACAGCCAACUCUAAGGGUGGUGUCACCACCCAGGCCCUGGCCAAGUACCUGAAGGCCCUAGACACCCGCAUGGCAGCAGAAUCUCGCCGAGUCUUGCUACUUGCCGGCCGCCUGGCUGCCCAGUCCCUGGAUACCUCGGGCCUGCGUCAUGUGCAGCUGGCCUUCUUCCCUCCGGGCACCGUGCAGCCGCUGGAGCGGGGCGUGGUCCAACAGGUGAAGGGCCACUACCGCCAGGCUAUGCUGCUCAAGGCUAUGGCGGCGCUAGAGGGCCAAGAUCGUUCUGCCCUGCAGCUGGGUCUUAUGGAGGCCCUGCACUUUGUGGCCGCAGCGUGGCAGGCAGUGGAACCUUCGGACAUAGCUGCCUGCUUUCGUGAGGCUGGCUUCGGGGGUGGCCCAAAUGCUACCAUCACCACUGCCCUCAAGAGCGAGGGGGAGGAAGAGGAGGAGGAGGAAGAAGAAGAGGAGGAAGAGGAAGAGGAGGGAGAAGGGGAGGAGGAGGAGGAAGAAGAAGGAGAGGAAGAGGAGGAAGGAGGGGAAGGGGAGGAAUUGGGAGAGGAAGAGGAGGUGGAAGAGGAGGGUGACGUUGAUGACAGUGAUGAAGAGGAGGAGGAAGAGGAGGAGGAGAGCUCCUCUGAGGGCUUGGAGGCAGAGGACUGGGCCCGGGGGGUAGUGGAGGCCGGCGGCAGCUUUGGAGGCUAUGGUGCCCAGGAGGAGGCCCAGUGCCCCACCCUCCAUUUCCUGGAAGGUGAGGAGGACUCUGAAUCAGACAGUGAGGAAGAGGACGACGAUGACGAUGAUGACGACGACGACGAUGAAGAUGAUGAGGAUGAGGAGGAUGGUGAUGAGUUACCUGUGCCCAGCUUCGGGGAGGCCAUGGCUUACUUCGCUAUGGUAAAGCGGUAUCUGACCUCCUUCCCCAUUGAUGAUCGUGUGCAGAGCCACAUUCUGCACUUGGAACAUGACCUGGUCCAUGUGACCAGAAAGAACCAUGCCAGGCAGGCAGGAGUUCGGGGUCUUGGACAUCAAAGCUGAGCCAUUGGGCCUAGCCAUACCCUCGACCCAGAUGUGGCAGCACCAGCCCAGGGCAAAGGACUCUUUGGGCAGCUGCUGUGGUUGGAGCCAGAGUGGGAAGCCCCAGAUCCUUUAGUGAUGUUCACCAGGCCCUGUGAACAAGCCCAGUCACCUUGGCGGGGCCCGGGCUUAGGGUCAGCCUCACUGCCUGCUUAUUGCCUCUUUCUCAGAGUCCUAUUUCCUCCCCAUUUGCCCCUGGGCUUGGGGUACCAGGUGGGGAGCUGUCCGGUGCUACCACACCAUGCCAUCAGUGGACUAGGCCACAACAGCUUCCAGGGAUGGACCCUGGAAGCUCCCGGCCAGAGAGUGCCUCUCCCCUCUGCCGUCUACACCAGGUUUCGGUGGGGGGGACCCCAAAGCCAUUCUGGGAAGGGCUUCAUAGGAAGGUCCAGCCUAGGCCCCCACAAGGCUGGCAGCCCCCCAUCCCUGCCCCCAGACCACCUCCAGAAGCACAGUCUAACUCACUGCAGGCUUUUGAGCCUGCCUCUUGCCUGCUUUCCCACCCCUGAUCCCUUUCUUUGGCCCAGCCCAUUGUUACUAUGGCCCUCAGUUUUCUUUCCAGAUUGGAGGUUCCCAAGAGACCUUCCAGGGGAGUGAAAAUGGGUGUUUCUUUCCCUUGUGGGCAUCUGCAGGCCUUGUGCCUCUCCUUCUCUGGCAGGGUCCUAUCCUGGGCAGGGGGCCUGGGGCUGGGCCCAGAGUCCAGCUGUCCAGCUGCUCUUUUCCCAGUACGAAUUCAAUAAAUCUGUCCACCCCCCUUUUUGUGAGGGUGAACGUUUUAACAGCCAA